Anopheles marshallii is the source of this 1092-nucleotide messenger RNA. RefSeq names its product methyltransferase-like protein 22. The transcript is spliced from 5 exons. Gene Ontology annotation, biological process: protein methylation. Gene Ontology annotation, cellular component: nucleus. NCBI's taxonomy places the organism in Eukaryota, Metazoa, Arthropoda, Insecta, Diptera, Culicidae. The record is from RefSeq and is a predicted model, not a curated record. Gene Ontology annotation, molecular function: protein methyltransferase activity. Bases 1 to 1092 code for a protein of 363 amino acids.
AUGUCCAAUGUACUCGAGGUGACAUCAGAGCUGUACGCGGAGGCAGAAUUCUGCAGCACAGAUACGGGUAAUGGUAAUGCUAUUUCUAAAUUUACCUUUGUGUAUCCAAAUCGUCACGACACUGACGCAAACGGUACGCAAACGGGCCAGCCUAAUGGCAUGGACAAACGGAAUGGUCAGCCAGACCAAGCCGAUACCAAAAAGACACCAAGCAUUCAAGACUCUGAAGAGGAAAGCUGUCUUGAAGAAGAAUCAUACGAAUCGGAUUAUGACGAGAGCGUGUGCGACGAGGAGGAGGACUUCGAAUCGGAAAGCGAUUGUUGCGAUGCAUCGGAGCAGAAACAAACAAACCCACCAUCAGUCAAGCUGGAUAAAGACGGCGAUUCGGAUGUUGAACGACCACGAAAAGGAGCGAUCGAAAUAGAGCAUCGCAAAUCAACCCGACUAGAUUUGGUUGGGUUGCAGAUAUGGCGUGGCGCAUUAUUGCUAGCCGAUUACAUUAUGCACAACGAGCGGAAGUUCAAGAAUGCCCAUAUCCUUGAACUUGGCUCAGGAGUCGGGCUUACGAGCAUAGUUGCCAGCAUGUAUGCACGAGAGGUUAUUUGCACGGAUAUCGAUAUCGAAGGACUGCUAGAUCUGAUAGGUGGGAAUGUGCAAAGAAAUGCCCAUCUUUCGAACCCACACUGCCGAGUGCACGUGAAUGAGCUAGACUUCAAAGUCAGUUACCAGGACUAUCCACGUGAGCUUAAAGAUAAGCUCCAACACGUGCAGUAUGUGGUUGCGGCCGACGUGAUCUACGACGAUGAUAUUACCGAAGCGUUUGUACGGACCAUUGUUAGCCUGCUGCUGGAACUGCCGAAGCUGAAAGCGAUUUACAUCGCGCUCGAGAAGCGUUACGUGUUUACACUUGAGGAUAUGGAUUCGGUUGCACCGUGUUACGACUAUUUUCUGCGAUACUUUGAAAAACGUAACAGCCGAUUUGGCGUUAACCGCUGGAAGCUGAUCAAUGUGUGUAUGAACUUUCCGCGCUAUUUCGAUUACGAUAAGGUGAAGGAUUUGGUGUUGUUGAAGAUAUGCCACGCCAGCAAAUGA